AGGUACGGCUUCGACGCCUCCGAGCAGGGCAUCGAGGAGGCGUCGGAGGCCUUGGAGGCCAUGGAGGACGGGGACCUCUACGUCAACAAGGUGGCCAUCGAGGAGGCGCUCUUUGGUGUCCUGGAGGAGGAGUGCCGGCUGGAGGCCAGUGCUGGCAAGCCUGCCACCAAGCAGGGUGUCUACUUGUUGCUGCGCAGCUUGCUGCUCAGAUUCAGCGAGGCCUGGUUCCAAGAGUCGGUCAAGAAACUGCAGCAGAAGCGAGAUGCUCGUUCCGGCCGGCUGGACCCAGACGGGUACUUCCACCUCCCCGGCCGCGCGGAGUUGGCCCUGGAGGUGCAGCGCAAGGUGCUGCCGCAGUUCGGCUUCCAGGGCUCCAAGGAAGGCAGUAGCGAUAUGAUCCGUCACUGUUCCGCCUUUCUCGGCGACAAGGACGUCGCACAGAUGUUCGACGCCAUCAACAAGAAGCUGGGCAUGUCCUCCGCCGCCCGCCAGCGUUUCCGAAAGCUGGCCGGGAGCUUCGAGGACGCGCACACAAGGCAGCCCUAUGAGACGCCUUGUAGCCUCAAGUGAGGGGCACUCUCGGCACCCGAUUUGGGCCAUAGGGACUGUCGGGCGCCCCUGCUCAAACUGGCGGGGUUUGCUGGCGUUCAAAGAGCUUGGUGCGAGGCCAACGGGACAUUGGAGCGACCUC
Effrenium voratum is the source of this 691-nucleotide messenger RNA. The record is from the annotation of a GenBank genome assembly. Lineage: Eukaryota; Dinophyceae; Suessiales; Symbiodiniaceae.